AUGAAGCUAGUCUUCCGACGUGGUUGGCCGAGAUUUGUUCUUUCCUUGCUGCUUGGAAUAGCCGCGCUUCGGAAAUCCAACAGUCUUCUGAGCCAAGCAACUCUCAACAACUUCACUCAAGAUAAGUAUGACUGGCGAAGAGAGUUGGUGGUAGUUACCGGCGGAUCCGGAGGCCUUGGGGACAUGCUGGUACGUAAGCUAGCCAAGAAUUGCAUCAAAGUGAUCAGUCUUGACGUUGUUCCACCGAGGACUCCGCUGCCGUCAAAUGCGUACUUCUAUGAAGUGGACAUCACAUCAAGCAAGUCAAUCAAAGAGAUCGCAGGCCAAAUCCGUCAAGAUCACGGCGAUCCUACGGUUUUGGUGAACAACGCAGGCGUCAUGAAAAUAGCCUCGAUGCUAGACGAGACUGAGGAGCAAAUUCGCCACGUUUUCGACGUCAACAUCAUUGCUAGCUUCCUCUUGAUCAAGGAGUUAUUGCCCUCAAUGAUCCACAACAACCAUGGCCACGUGGUAUCAGUUGCGAGCAUGGCGAGUUUUGUGACGGGUGUAAAUAAUGUGGACUACUCUUGUUCCAAGAUUGGCGUGCUAGCCCUGCAUGAGGGACUUACCCAGGAGCUGAGGCACCGAUACAAGGCACCAAGAGUGCGCACGAGUAUCAUCCACCCGACCUAUAUAAGGACAGCUUUGAUUGAAAAGGUCCACAGCUCGGGUCCCUUCAAGUCAAAAAUACUUGAGCCGGAGCCCGUAGUUGAUGCCAUCUUCAAGCAGGUUGUCUCUGGUCGCAGUGGCCACGUUUACUUGCCAGGGGACUAUGCCAGAGCGGCAGGACUACGCGCUUGGCCUCAUUGGCUUCAGGAAAGUCUGAGAGAUGCGCAGAAGGACACACUUUUACAUUAA
Messenger RNA from Colletotrichum phormii, 897 nucleotides. RefSeq lists its product as uncharacterized. The transcript has 3 exons. Lineage: Eukaryota; Fungi; Ascomycota; Sordariomycetes; Glomerellales; Glomerellaceae. The record is from RefSeq and is a predicted model, not a curated record. Gene Ontology annotation, molecular function: oxidoreductase activity, acting on the CH-OH group of donors, NAD or NADP as acceptor. Bases 1 to 897 code for a protein of 298 amino acids.